UGUUGUUCUCUUUUUACCCCAGCAAUCUGGGAUACUCCUGCCUGUCUUCCCAGAUGCACUGCACAUCUACUGAGCAGAGGAAAAGACCUCUGUUCAGUGACUUCUCAAAAUGAGCAUUGACUUGGGCAAGGCAAAUGAACCCAACCACGUGGAGCUGGGGCGCAAGGAUGAUGCCAAGGUUCACAAGAUGUUUCUGGACCACACUGGCUCUCACCUGCUGAUUGCUCUGAGCAGCACUGAGGUCCUCUAUGUGAACCGUAAUGGACAGAAGGUCCGGCCACUGGCACGCUGGAAGGGGCAGCUGGUGGAGAGUGUGGGCUGGAACAAGGCACUGGGCACCGAGAGCAGCACUGGCCCCAUCCUGGUCGGCACCGCCCAAGGCCAGAUCUUCGAAGCAGAGCUCUCAGCCAGCGAGGGUGGGCUUUUUGGCCCCGCCCCAGAUCUCUACUUCCGCCCAUUGUAUGUACUAAACGAAGAAGGGGGUCCAGCACCUGUGUGCUCCCUCGAGGCCGAGCGGGGCCCUGACGGGCGUGGCUUUGUUAUCGCCACCACCCGGCAGCGCCUCUUCCAGUUCAUAGGUCGAGCAGCAGAGGGGGCUGAGGCCCAGGGCUUCGCGGGGCUCUUCGCUGCCUACACCGACCACCCACCCCCAUUCCGUGAGUUCCCCAGCAGUCUGGGCUACAGUGAGUUGGCCUUCUAUACCCCCAAGUUGCGCUCCGCACCUCGGGCCUUCGCCUGGAUGAUGGGGGAUGGCGUGUUGUACGGAGCAUUGGACUGCGGGCGUCCUGAUUCCCUGCUGAGCGAGGAGCGAGUCUGGGAGUACCCAGAGGGGGUAGGUCCGGGGGCCAGCCCACCCCUGGCUCUCGUCCUGACCCAGUUCCACUUCCUGCUGCUGCUGGCGGACCGGGUGGAGGCAGUGUGCACGCUGACGGGGCAGGUGGUGCUGCGGGAUCACUUCCUGGAGAAGUUUGGGCCCCUGAAGCACAUGGUGAAGGACUCUUCCACGGGCCACCUGUGGGCCUACACUGAGCGUGCCGUCUUCCGCUACCACGUGCAGCGGGAAGCCCGGGAUGUCUGGCGCACCUACCUGGACAUGAACCGCUUCGACCUGGCCAAAGAGUAUUGUCGAGAGCGGCCUGACUGCCUGGACACAGUCCUGGCCCGGGAGGCCGAUUUCUGCUUUCGCCAGCGUCGUUACCUGGAGAGCGCCCGCUGCUACGCCCUGACCCAGAGCUACUUUGAGGAGAUUGCCCUCAAGUUCUUGGAGGCCCGACAGGAGGAGGCUCUGGCUGAGUUCUUACAGCGAAAACUGGCCGGUUUGAAGCCAGCCGAGCGCACCCAGGCCACACUGCUUACCACCUGGCUGACGGAGCUUUACCUGAGCCGGCUCGGAGCGCUGCAGGGCGAUCCCGAGGCCCUGAACUUGUACCGGGAAACCCGGGAGCGCUUCCGGUCCUUCCUCAGCAGCCCCCGCCACAAGGAGUGGCUCUUUGCCAGCCAGGCCUCCAUCCACGAACUGCUCGCCAGCCACGGGGACACAGAACACAUGGUGUACUUCGCCGUGAUCAUGCAGGACUAUGAGCGCGUGGUGGCAUACCACUGCCAGCAUGAGGCCUACGAAGAGGCCCUGGCGGUGCUUGCUCGCCACCGCGACCCCCAGCUCUUCUACAAGUUCUCGCCCGUCCUCAUUCGUCACAUCCCCCGCCAGCUGGUGGAUGCUUGGAUUGAGCUGGGCAGCCGGCUGGAUGCCCGGCAGCUCAUCCCUGCCCUGGUGAACUAUAGCCAGGGUGGCGAAGCCCAGCAGGUGAGCCAGGCCAUCCGCUACAUGGAGUUCUGCGUGAAUGUGCUCGGCGAGACGGAGCAGGCGAUUCACAAUUACCUGCUGUCGCUAUAUGCCCGGGGCCAGCCGGCCUCGCUGCUGGCCUACCUUGAGCAGGCCGGUGCCAGCCCGCACCGCGUGCAUUACGACCUCAAGUAUGCGCUGCGUCUCUGUGCUGAGCACGGCCACCACCGUGCCUGUGUCCACGUCUAUAAGGUCCUAGAGCUGUACGAGGAGGCUGUGGACCUGGCCCUGCAGGUGGACGUGGACCUGGCCAAACAGUGUGCUGACUUGCCCGAGGACGACGAGGAACUGCGUAAGAAACUGUGGCUGAAGAUUGCUCGGCACGUGGUGCAGGAGGAGGAGGACGUGCAGACGGCCAUGGCCUGCCUGGCCAGCUGCCCCCUGCUGAAGAUCGAGGAUGUGCUGCCCUUCUUUCCUGACUUCGUCACCAUCGACCACUUCAAGGAGGCGAUCUGCAGCUCGCUCAAGGCCUACAACCACCACAUCCAGGAGCUGCAGCGGGAGAUGGAAGAGGCCACGGCCAGCGCCCAGCGCAUCCGGCGAGACCUGCAGGAGCUGCGGGGCCGCUACGGCACGGUGGAGCCACAGGACAAGUGUGCCACCUGUGACUUCCCCCUGCUCAACCGCCCUUUUUACCUCUUCCUCUGUGGCCACAUGUUCCAUGCUGACUGCUUGCUGCAGGCCGUGCGGCCUGGCCUGCCGGCCUAUAAGCAGGCCCGGCUCGAGGAGCUGCAGCGGAAGUUGGGGGCUGCUCCGGCCCCUACUAAGGGCUCUGCCCGCGCCAAGGAGGCCGAGGGUGGGGCUGCCACGGCGGGGCCCAGUCGGGAACAGCUCAAGGCUGAUCUCGAUGAACUGGUGGCCGCCGAGUGCGUGUACUGUGGGGAGCUGAUGAUCCGCUCCAUUGACCGGCCCUUCAUUGACCCCCAGCGCUAUGAGGAGGAGCACCUCAGUUGGCUGUAGGAAGAAGGGUGUUGGCCUGCUGGGUGGGUAGGCAGUCAGGGCAGUUGCCCCUUCUUGGGAAGGCCACACUAUGGUCUCUGGUCCGGCGUCUGGAGGCCGCUGGGCCGUGACAGUGUUGGGGAGAGUGGAAUUAUAGCUGUCGCCUGUAAGGUGUCAUCUGUGAGUGUAUUCUGCCACUGGCCGCGCUGUUCUUGAGAGACGCCUUGGAGCUGCUCUUCCGCCAGGCCAUCUGCGUGCCUCCCAAUAGAGGGCCUUAGCCUGGAGAAGUCAGAAUUCUCACCUCAUCACCGUCCCCCUCCAUCUAACAGUCCUCUUUACGCCCCACAGACAUCCUGUUCACCUUCUAGAGUGAGAGUACCAUUCUUCCUUUUCACUCUGUGGCCCUUCUCCCUCAGGGGAAGGCCUCUCCCCAUGUCUGCCCCUAGAUCCCAGAGCAAAAAGGCAGCCCCUCCAAGUCGUGGGCACGGAGGGUGGGAAAGGUGGUGCCGGUAGGGGGCACCUCUUGUGUCCACCUUUUGGGGCUCUGGUGUGGGGGUGCCCUGGGACAGAGGGCCUCAUGGAGGACAGGGGGAGAUGGUGAUGGGGGCAGGGCUCAUUAAACCGCGUGCACUGCA
This is a messenger RNA of Leptonychotes weddellii (Weddell seal), 3417 nucleotides long. NCBI's taxonomy places the organism in Eukaryota, Metazoa, Chordata, Mammalia, Carnivora, Phocidae. The record is from RefSeq and is a predicted model, not a curated record.